AUGGCGGCCCGAGUCAAGUACAAAACAGAGAGGGUUUCAAAGCGCUUCCUGAUGUAUAAAAAUGCCAACUCUACCCUCUUGACCGAUAGAAUGUGUAAAAAAGGAAACUCAGUAGAAAGCUACGAAACCAACGUGAUUUAUGCAAAAAAGGAGCAAACGCAUGAUCGGAAAACAACGAUUUCAAACCUCAACAAAAGACCAGUUAGGUCGCUGAGUUGUGAUAGCAAUAUUUACCUAUCUUUUUUCACUAGGUGUAAAUACGAAAAUUGUAACACGGAAUUCGUAAGAAAUAUCAACGAAUGUUAUUGCUGUACCGAGUUAGAGGGCUGCGUGGAAGCACUGCAGAGCGAUCUUGUUGUACAAGAUUUAGAACCAUGCACUAAACUAAAGAGCGUAACCGAACACCCAGGAUUUGCUCCGGUGUGCCUGAAGAAGUGGAGCCUGAGAAUGGCAGCAAAAAAGUUGCGCCGAAGAGAUAAGGAAACAUACAAGCAGACCGGGACAGAAGAAAGACUGCUCAGGGCUUUAGCCUACAGGGAGUUUACUAGGCUAAUUUAUGGAAUCAUGGGAAGGAAAAUAAUUCCACUACCUGCAUGUGCAUACCAUGCCAUACGCCGGACAUUUCCAAUGGCUGAAGAUGACGACGGUGCUAGUUUUGAACUAGGAGAUGAUUAAUUCCCAUUUAUUUUCGUUGUUCAUUGAUUUGGAUAUUGGAAUUAUUUCCAUGUGUAUGUUUUAUUUAUUAUUGGUGCUUUCAGUAAAAGAAACUCUCCCGAA
Nematostella vectensis (starlet sea anemone) is the source of this 777-nucleotide messenger RNA. RefSeq lists its product as uncharacterized. NCBI's taxonomy places the organism in Eukaryota, Metazoa, Cnidaria, Anthozoa, Actiniaria, Edwardsiidae. The coding region runs from base 1 to 675 and encodes 224 amino acids. The transcript has 3 exons. The record is from RefSeq and is a predicted model, not a curated record.